Xiphophorus maculatus (southern platyfish) is the source of this 1934-nucleotide messenger RNA. Its product is annotated as non-muscle caldesmon-like. The record is from RefSeq and is a predicted model, not a curated record. Gene Ontology annotation, biological process: signal transduction. The transcript is spliced from 15 exons. NCBI's taxonomy places the organism in Eukaryota, Metazoa, Chordata, Actinopteri, Cyprinodontiformes, Poeciliidae. Bases 32 to 1768 code for a protein of 578 amino acids. Gene Ontology annotation, molecular function: actin binding.
GCUGCGACUGACUGGAGAGGGAGAACCCAACAUGAGCAGCACGGCAGAAAAGGGGGCAACGGAGAGCAGCAGCAGGGACGGGUUGAGGCUCAGGAACCAGGAACAGAACCGGGACCACGGACCAGAACCAGCCAACAUGUCGGAGUCCAUCAAGAGGAGAAACUCCAGCAAGCAGCUCCUGCAGAACCUCAUCAGGGUGACGGUGCAGCGGAGCCAGGAGGAUGCAGAGGAGGUGGAGCGGGAGCGGCGGAGGAGAGCCAGGGAGAAGCAGAAAGAAGAAGGGAUCCUCUCCUUCCCAGAGUCCCGGCAGCAGGACGGCACGCAGAGCACAGACUCUGCAGGUUUUGAGCCGUCUGCCGCUGGACAUUUUGUACCAACCAUGCAUCAAAUCGCUCCACCUAGAAGAUGUUUUGCUCCCACUUUGACUGCUGAUCCUGUAAAGUCCGAAGAGAAGCUGAAACCUUCCCGCUUUGUUCUGGAAGAAGACGAAGGUUUCAGUGACUGGAGUCACAGGUUGGAGAACCGUCAUGAGACGGAGGAGCAGGAAAACUGCAGGGCGAAGGAGCACAAACCAUCUGCAGCAUCAGAGUCUAAACAUGAGGAUGAGGAGGAGGGAAGAGGAGAAGAUAGAGGAAGGACCUCUGAGGAAGGUUCAACACGACUUUCAGAGAAGACAUCCAGCUCCCAAACUCCAGUCAGGACGUCGUACAGCUCCUCUGUCUUCCUGUCGCAGGACGCCAGGCAGCAUCACGCCGCAGGACAUCCUGCAGACCGGACGUCGUACCUGGCAGCAGGGACGAUGAGGACGAGAAACUUCGACCACAGUGGAGGAGCUCACCGGCUGGAAGUGGAUGAGGAGCAGAAGACGCGGGAGGAGGAGGAGGAGGAAGAUGAACAAGAGGUGAAAACAAUCCUGCAGAUGCAGCGACAGACUUCAGCUGACGAAGAAAUUCAGGAGGAGGAAGAAGAGCGAAGUUCCCCUGGUGAAAACAGGGAAGAAAUCCUCAUCAGGAAGCAGCAGACACACAGGCCAGCGGAGGAGGAAGAAUAUCACAAAAUGAAAGACGAGCGAUCAGAGGAGAGUGAGAGAAGGCGGGAUGCGGUGAGCGGCGGGCCGGCAGAGUCUCACCAUAACAACAGCGAAGGCGAGGAGUCGUUAAACUGCUACGGCCCCAUGAGUCCAACAUUCAAGAAACUCCUCAUACAAUUCUACCCAGACGAGGUGAACAGUCGAGUCUCACCGGAUGGAAAAUGUUCGAUAACAGAGAGGACUGAGUCUCUCAGAAGAAGCACCAGCAACAUAAAGAAGACAUCGCCACGGCUUUCUGUUUCUAAGAUUGAUAAGCGAUUGGAGGAAUACACACAUGCUCUUGAGCUCCAUAAUCUGCUUGCUUUUCUGAAGAUUUCCUCAAAGGAAGGAAGGUCGAGCUGUCAGGCGCUGACCGACCUCACGAGCCCCGCUGAACCGGUCGCAUCGAAGAAGAAUCUGUUUGAAGCCGGAGACGCCUGGAACCAAAACAUCGUCUCAGCCGCUGCAUCCAAGGACGCAGACGGUUUAAAAGUUGGCGUGGCCGAUCUGAUCAACCAGUGGGUAAAAGGAGGCGAAGACGGAAGCAGGAGCGGCUCACCGUCAAAACCAGCAGAAAAUUCUACCAAGAGGUAUAAAUAUGUGGUAACGGGUCACGGCAAGUAUGCAAAGGUUUCUGGUAACGGCUGCAGUGAAGAUGUAAGCUGCCAGGAAGCUGAACAUCUCUUUGAAGAUUUGUGAAACUCCUCUUUGGAAUAUUGGACGACAAGCCACUUCUCUUUUUGUUGGGCUAUAAUCUGGAAAAAUACCAAAAUCUUUCUUUUGCUUUGGGACUGAUAUCUUUCUGUACUUAUUGUAUCUUUGAAUACAAUCAAACAAAUCUGAAUAAAGUACUUUUUAGCGUUUA